AUGUGUGGGCUACCGUCGUUGACUGGAAUGUUGUUGUGCGGGUUGCUGCUGAGAAACGUGCCGGGAGGCCUGGUGAACGAUUUGCCAGAGCGGUGGUCGAGCGACAUUCGCGCCGCCGGUUUGAGCGUGAUUUUAAUGCGGAGCGGGUUAGAGUUAGAUUUGGACGCGUUUCGCUCGAUAGGAUGGAUGGCGAGUCGAUUGACCGUCAUGCCAGGGCUCUCUGAAGCGAUCGCGUGCGGGUUAUUUUCGAUGCUGAUAUUUAAAAUGUCGUUCCCGCUCGGGAUGUGCUUGGGGUUCAUCCUGGGCGCGGUGUCGCCCGCGGUGGUGGUGCUCGGCAUGUUUGAGUUACAAUCGCUCGGUUACGGCGUGGCGAAGGGAAUUCCGUCGUUAGUCGUCGCGGCGGCGUCGUUUGAUGACGUCGUAGCGAUCACGGGGUACACGAUCUUCAAGUCGUUCGCGCUAGGCAGCAAGGGACACAUGGCGUGGACGAUUUUGCACGGUCCCGUGGACGUGUUGGCGGGUCUGUGCGUCGGCACGCUCGGGGGGGUUAUUUGCGGUAUGACGAAAAUUUGGAACGAGCGUUGGAAGAGAUCGUCCAUGGUUAUGAUUUUAGGGUUGUUUACGAUGUUCUUAGGUCGACAUUACGGGUUCAACGGUGGUGGCGCCAUGUCCGCGCUCGCUUUGGGCAUCUCGGCCAAUAAGUGUUGGCGCACGAACAAGCCGCACCCGGCGCUGACAAACGGACCUUCCGACGAUCACGCGCACGGUGUGGAGACUGAUUUGGCCAAGUUAUGGCGUUUCAUAUUUCAGCCCUUGCUGUUCGGCGUCAUCGGCACGGCGGUGAGUUUCAAAGACGUCACGCCGUCGACGAUUCCCAAAUCCAUCGGUCUUCUCCUCAUCGGUAUUUGCAUUCGUUUGCCCAUGGCUUAUGUAGCCGUGGGCGGCGGUGAGCUAUCGCGAAUCGAGCGCGCGUUUGUGUCUUUGGCAUGGAUCCCCAAAGCCACCGUCCAAGCUGCGCUGGCAUCUGAUCCGCUGGAUUACAUCAUAGAGAAGAAAAAAUCCGCCGAGUACGUGUCGUGGGGCAACGACAUUCUCACUACGGCGGUAUUUUCAAUCAUUUUAACCGCGCCGCUCGGAAUGGUCAUCAUCGCCACGCUCGGGCCGAAGUGGUUA
Ostreococcus lucimarinus CCE9901 is the source of this 1173-nucleotide messenger RNA. RefSeq names its product CPA1 family transporter: sodium ion/proton. The record is from RefSeq and is a predicted model, not a curated record. The transcript has a single exon. Gene Ontology annotation, biological process: proton transmembrane transport. Gene Ontology annotation, molecular function: antiporter activity. Lineage: Eukaryota; Viridiplantae; Chlorophyta; Mamiellophyceae; Mamiellales; Bathycoccaceae. The annotation marks the transcript as partial. Gene Ontology annotation, cellular component: membrane.